This is a messenger RNA of Penicillium concentricum, 1128 nucleotides long. Its product is annotated as zinc-dependent alcohol dehydrogenase. Bases 1 to 1128 code for a protein of 375 amino acids. The transcript is spliced from 8 exons. The record is from RefSeq and is a predicted model, not a curated record. Lineage: Eukaryota; Fungi; Ascomycota; Eurotiomycetes; Eurotiales; Aspergillaceae. Gene Ontology annotation, molecular function: zinc ion binding; oxidoreductase activity.
AUGACAACAAUCAAGUCAAAGAAAGUGAAUGGGGCUCACAGGGUGCUCGAGAUCCCGAAGAUGCAGUGGGCACAGGUGUUUGAAAAGACAGCCUCAGCUUUGAUUUACACUCAAAUCCCGGUGCCAUCAAUCUCCUCUGACGAAAUAUUGGUUCAAAUUCACUAUUCAGGAGUGUGCCAUACCGAUUUGCACGUAUGGAAAGGAGAUUGGCCACUUGAGAGCAAGAAAGAUUUGGUUGGUGGCCAUGAAGGAGCCGGGGUAGCAGUUGCUCGAGGGGAUAAUGUUAGUCGAGUCUCAAUUGGGGAUCGAGUUGGGGUACAGUGGAUGAAUGACACUUGUGGCAGUUGCGAGUUCUGCAGCGAUGGCGACCAGCCACUCUGUCCCAGUGCCAAAAUCUCUGGCUACACUGUCAAUGGCACAUUCCAGCAGUAUGCCGUUUGUAAAGCAACGAAUGCUGUUCGUAUACCGAACGGGAUUUCUUUGGACGAAGCCGCCCCUAUUCUUUGUGCUGGAGUGACUGUAUACAAAGCAUUGAAAGAAAGCAACCUCCAACCAGGACAGAUUGUUGCUGUUGUCGGAGCUGGCGGGGGUCUUGGUACACUCGCUUGUCAGUAUGCCAAAGCACUUGGAUAUCGUGUACUCGCCAUUUCGGAGGGGUCCAGUAAGAAAGCUAUGCUGGUGAAGGUAAUUGGAGUUGACUACUUCGUAGACUACAUCGCCUCUAAACAGGGUCUGAUUCCUGAAGUUCAGGAACUUACCGGGGGCGGACCUCAUGCUGCUAUUGUGGUCGCAUCAGUAGAGAGCCCAAUUGGUCAAGCGAUUCAGUACAUCCGGCCAAAAGGUACCGUCGUCGUUGUUGGUCUGCAUAAGAAUGCUAUCAUCAAGGCCGACUUGUUUUCUACGGUCGUAAAGCAAAAAACAGUGAAGGGUUCCUACGUUGGCAGUUGUAUUGUGACCGAAGAGGCACUGGCAAUCUAUGCGAAUGAUCGCUUUUGCAUUCAGUAUCAAGUACUCUUCCUUGAAGAACUGCCCGCAGUCUUUGAGAAAAUGCAACAGGGCAAGAUGCAGGGACGAACUGUGCUGCAAAUUCCUAGUCCCGAGACCAUGCUGAAUGGUUCAAUAGAGUAA